This is a messenger RNA of Nymphaea colorata (pocket water lily), 2134 nucleotides long. Its product is annotated as E3 ubiquitin-protein ligase CCNB1IP1 homolog. The transcript is spliced from 9 exons. The coding region runs from base 583 to 1503 and encodes 306 amino acids. The record is from RefSeq and is a predicted model, not a curated record. Gene Ontology annotation, biological process: chiasma assembly. Lineage: Eukaryota; Viridiplantae; Streptophyta; Magnoliopsida; Nymphaeales; Nymphaeaceae.
GUUCCGUGCGACGUUAGUUUCUCGCUGUCCGUGGCUCGGUGAGUGAAGCGAAGGGGAAGAAGGACCGCCGGUUUGGGGCCGCGUGGAGAGAAAGAGGAACGGGUUAGGUUCCUCCUGAUUUCCUCCUUGUUUCUCUGCAACGAGGUUGAACAAGAUAUUGACAGUUUUGCUUGAUUGCUUGUUGAUAAGCUUUAAAGGCGAGGUGAAUGGAUCAGAGCUGGCAUGGAUUGGAAAACUGAAUCACCGAGGGCGGAAGUAUGUAGUUUAUGUAACUAUUUCUGUUGCCUGCGUUCCUUCGUUGCUGAUUUGAGAUGCUUACCUCUCCUUCUAGAAAUUGUUGGAUUCGUCAUGUUUCUUCAGUCGAUAAAGUUAGUCGCAGAUUGAAAAGCUAGGUUUGGAUAUUAAAGGUCUUCAUUCGGCUGACGUGCGGGGCGAUGCUUUUGAUGAGGACGUGGCUUACGAUGUGAGAGGUCGGCGGGUCAAGUUGAAGAACAAUUUUUCUGACAUCGCAAGUCUUCGUACUUUCAGUGGGUUCGUGAGAGUUGGUAUCUGGUGAAGCAACCAGUGACAUCUUAAACUGAAAUGAGGUGCAACGCUUGCUGGCGGGAAUUGGAAGGGCGAGCCAUAUCAACUACAUGCGGUCAUCUUCUGUGCACGGAGGACGCCAGCAGAAUUCUUAGCGCUGAUGGUGCAUGUCCCAUUUGUGACCAAGUGUUGUCCAAGAGCCUUAUGAAGCCCGUGGAUCUCAAUCCAAAUGACGAAUGGACAAACAUGGUAAUGGCUGGAAUAUCGCCCCAAACAUUGAUGAAGAGCGCUUACAGGAGUGUCAUGUUUUUCAUCGGACAAAGAGAGCUCGAGAUGCAGUAUAAGAUGCAGAAAAUAUUUGCACAAUGCCGUCAGAAAUGUGAGGUCAUGCAAGAGAAGUUCACAGAGAAAAUGGAACAGAUUCAUGCGGCCUAUCAGAAGAUGUCUAAGAGAUGCCAAAUAAUGGAGCAAGAGAUUGAAAGUCUAACGAAGGACAAGCAAGAACUUCAAGAGAAGUUCGCCGAGAAGUCAAGGCAAAAGAGAAAACUGGAUGAGAUGUAUGAUCAUCUCAGGAACGAGUACGAAACUAUGAAAAGAUCAGCAAUUCAACCGUCUGGUUUCUUUAGAAGACCUGAACCUGACUUCUUCUCCAGUCCUGCCGGGCCACCUCCCAUGGUGGAGAACAGAGAUCCCCUUAGGCAAGAUGGCUCGCUUGUGACUCCUAAAACUCCAGGGGAAAGAGAAGACGUGUGGCCGUUGUCGAAGCAGAAGAGGUCGAGUCCAAGCCCUUUCGACGUUUCUGGAGGAUCCCCAGCAAAGCCACCAACAGCCCGUGACGACGACUCGCAUAGAAGACCUUCCCGCCCUCUGUUCCCGUCGGCUGCUCCCAAUCCUUCCGCAACCCUGCGCAACCUGAUCUUCUCUCCCAUGAAGCGGCCUCAGCUCUCUCGCAGCAAUCGGCCUCCCAUCUUCACGUAAUUCCUCUUUCUUUGCUUCCUUCCUACUAGUUGAUUACAUACCCUUCGAGCCAACGACACCAUGAACUGCCUUUGGUGGCCAAAGGACAUUCCCGAAACAGGAUCCACCAACCAUCCAUCAUGUCGUAUCAAGCGACAGAAACCGUAUGUCCUAUGCAAAAGAAAUUGGAAACUUUUAAUUAGUCUUUCCAGCCAAAGAUUCGUCAGACCGGUAAGACGCAGGCGCAAGAUAGAUAAAAGGUUGCUGGUUUUCUAUGAUUUUGCCCAAAACCAUUUUUCACAUAUUAGUUUGACCGACGAAGGGUUUGUCGAUUCACUCCCACACAGGCAAUCUGUGAUCGAAGUGGCCUUAGUGUGAGGUCACACGAGUCACGAGGGGAAGUCAGUUCGUGCCAACAAGGGCUUGCCCUUCGUGAGGGCAAAACGAAAAAAUGACUUCAUAUUUCUAUGUCGUUGACAAUGACAUGUCAUUUUUUAUUUCAAGCACCUUCAGGCUGAACAUAUGACCAGCUUGGCCGCUCGAGGGGUUCAAAAGAGCAGUAUUUCAGUAGUGCCUGCCUAAUAAGCUGGUUUUUCGUCCAUUGUUAGUCAUAGGAACUGAAUAAAAGCUCGCCGCUUCGAGAAUUAUACCA